AGAAAAAGAAAGAAAGCGAGAUAGCCGUGGCUAUUCGGCGAACAUUUCUGACAGUCUUUCUUAUCCGGUUACCAGCGACGUUUCCAAAGAUUCGAGCGUCUCUUUCACGUUCGAUCGAUCGCGCUACGAACGAAAGUAAUACGUUUGCCUCGGCCUCGGAUUACGUUUUAGAUUCUGUUCAGAUUUCAGCCUCGCCGUAAGAAACUUGGCAGUGAGCGAGAAUUUCUUGUGUAUUCGUGAAUCAUUAGCUAUUACUUCAUCGUGACUAGUGUAGCCUAUCCCGUGAAUUCGUAGCUUCUGCUAAUUCACUCCGACGAUCUAUCUUCGCGCGACGAUUUAGUAAAGGAAGACAAACUACUCGAGGGAAAACGCGUCGUCGUACGUUUUCGAUCGUCUCGAGAGAUCUUCUUCUUCGAAAGGUGCGAGAAGAGAAGCAAUAUAUAUCUCGAGUACGUUGCAUCCGUAAAGAUUUCUUCUUCCGUAUGCCUCUCGGAAACUGGUUGGUGAAUCAUUAGGUGCCGCGUUAACUGCGGCGACCAAUAAACUUAAACUCCCUGUAGUCCGGUGGCAGACGCGAGUAGAGAAACUUAUUGACUCUUGGACGUUAGCGCGGAGAUCGUAUCACGCAAGGAGAGACAGGUUUCCGGUCUACCGGUGAUAGUGCUUGCAAAGAUUUCGUUGUCUCCGUAAAAGGAUAGGCGUUCGAUAAGGAAAUGACGGACGACGACAAUAAAGUCAUCGGGAGUCGAUCGGGGUGACGGCAAGAACUUGGUAGAAAGUGUUGCGAUAAAAAAGAAAGGUUCUCUCCGUUGGAAAGAGAGAGAGAGAAAGAGAAAGAAAGCAAGCAAGCAAAUCAUCGAAGAAAAAAAAUAAAAUUCCGAGUAUGGCUAUCACGGCGGUUACGAGUUGCCUAGGGCCACCACCUUUGCCACCAGGCAAACGUUUCCUUCAAAAAUCUUCGAAGAAACUCUCGUCCACGUAUCGAAGCUUUCGCGACCCAGCGAUGGAAUCUUGGCUACCGAACGGAAUAAUCGAGAAAGCCGAAACGAAGCUGUGCCCUCGGGAACCACGAACACCCACGAUCGGAACGUUCGCUAGCGGUAAACUCUUCAGGAGUCGUUCCGAGGGGAAUCUCGGUACUCGCAAAACCGGCACGAAUUUGGUCGCUACUCCGCUCGACAAGUGCAUCAAAGCGAUUUACGGCAGCUGGCGGAACCUCAUGCACCUUGGCGGUAUGAGCCGGCCAUCGAAAGCCGUCACUCAGGCGAAGAAAGUAGCGCCGCCGGCCGUACCUGACGUCUUUCGACAUUCUGGCUCUUCCUUCGGAUCGGCCGGAUAUGCGAGCAGCGAGGAUAGCUGCUUCCUCCCUGGAAGCGGCGGCGGCGGCGGCGGCGGCGGUGGCGGCCCGGCCACCGACGAUGCUUCUUAUGGGAUGCCGUCUGGAAAAAGUCCGGGACCUAUUUUUACGCACCCAGGAUUCGCCUUCCCACCGGUCGUCGGCAAAUACGCCCACGCGGAGGAUCAAGGCAUCGACAUGACGCAAAGUCCCGGAAGAGAUAGUCCCGGCAGUUCGGGAUCGGGUUCGGGUUCGAGACAUUCAACCGCCUCUUUGGAUUCUGGAAGAGCGUCUGGAUAUCAUUUGGGUCCGCGCGGACCCGGUGCUCUCGCGUCAUCGCCGAGGUGUUCCAUCAGCUCCCUUGGGAGCCAUCCCGACAGACCGGCGGAUCUCGACGUCGUUCACGCUUGGCUGACCGAGCUACAAUUCGAAGAAUACUUUCCCCUCUUCGCUUCGGCGGGUUACGACCUUGCUACCAUAACGCGCAUGACGCCGGAGGACCUCACGGCUAUAGGUAUUAAGAAGCCCAAUCACAGGAAGCGUUUGAAAGCGGAGAUAGAUAAUUUGAACAUCGGAGAUGGAUUACCGGAGCACGUGCCUGGCUCGCUCGAGGAGUGGCUGAGACUUCUCAGACUGGAGGAAUAUCUCGGCGCGCUUCAUCAACAGGGCAUGCGUUCGGUCGAGGACGUCACGACUUUGACUUGGGAGGAUCUCGAAGACAUCGGUAUCGUGCGCUUGGGUCAUCAGAAGAAGUUGCUGUUGGCGAUUAAAAGAGUCAAGGAUAUUCGUGCGGGCAAGCGCAUACAGCCUCUGGAUCUGGCGCGUCUGCCUCCUCAUCCUGGACACACGCAGGACGUCGUUAUUCAACGAGGCGGUCCCGACUUGCCGUCGCCCGACGAGGACUGCUCCUCGCCCGUUCUGAGAUCCUUCCAGAGGGGUGGAAGCGAAGCGAACACCGGUGCCGCUUGGAGGAGCAUGUACGCGGCUCUACCGAGCGAUUACAAUACGGUGGGAAGAGGCGGAUCCCGAGGAAAGUCUUUGGAAAGCUUGGAAGACGCGCCGCUCGGCUAUCCGCCCUCGCCGGCGCCACAGUCGCAUCCUCAGCCUUUGGAUUGGCGUCCGCGGAGCUUCGAGGACGGCGAUCUCACUCCUACGAACGACGCUUCCGCGGUAGACGCUGGUGGGGGAACUCUUCCACGUCCCAGACAUUGCCUGGUUCGUCCGCGGCCGGUUGCAAAGGUCACCGCGACGCCAGGGCAGUUCAAGUCGCUGCCCCGAGAUUUCGACAACAAGUAUCAAUUGACGUACGGACUGGAGAGUAGUCCCCAUCUUCCUAAGCGUUGUCCACCCUCGCCACCGAGGCGACAAAGUUCGAGAGACACGGCUGGCCCGACCGUCGUGACCGUCGGUGGCUCGACCGUCGGUGACGUCGUUAUAGAUUGCAGCGGUCCCGUGCCUACCGCUUCCUGCGAGGAUCAUCACAUUCAUCAGCAUCAGCAGCAUCAUCAUCUUCAGCACCAUCAUCAUCUUCAUCACACUCCGCCUCCGCCGCCAGCACCAGCGCCAGCAUCCUCCACUCCUCAACAAGCCAAUCGGCCGCCGUCCUCGAUGUCACGUUCCUGGGGCAGCGUCAGCGUCAACGUUAACGAGGAACACGAAUUAAUUGCCUCGCUCGCUCUGCAACAUCGAAAUGGAUCCGAUGCCAGCUUCAAGUCGAGUUCCAGUACAGAAUCGGACUCGUUACCAUUCGCGAACGAGAAUGCCGGGACGAUAAAGCAGAGAGCUGCUCGGGCUCAAGAAUACGCGACGAGCGGUGCCGGUGGUGGUAUCGGUGGUCACAUCGUUGGACAUCAUUCCGGCAGCGGCGGUGGCGUUGGCGAACCUGCCGACGUUCUCAACGACAUUGGAAAUAUGCUUGCCACUCUGACCGACGAACUCGACGCGAUGCUCGAAGAGGAGAAGCGUCAGGGCCUGAAUUCAUAAUCGUCACUGCCUUUCUUUGCACUUUUUCAAUUUACUAUUUACUAGCGUUGCCAUAAACGACGGCGGGCUCUUUCGAAUCGCGACAAAUACCUAGAUACACGAGUAGAAACUUGGCAAAGAUACCGGAAGCGAAACAAGUAGCCGUUUUGAGAGCAGACGGAAUGCGGCUGGGAACGAGCCGAACGGAAAAGAUAGAUAGCUAGAUAGAUAGAGAGAGAGAGAGAGAGAGAGAGAGAGAAGGAAACUGGAAAAAAAGAUGAAAAGAAAGAUCCACGGGGCCGACGCGAGUCCCUUGCGCCGUCGAAACUUUUCGCGGAUAGAAGAGAACGUCCGUUCCCGACGUGCUGGCGACGGACGUUGUUUAACGCGUUUACGCUACAUCGACUUAACGGCAGGUAGUAAACUAUGUCACGGGGUAAGGAUAUUUCUACGCGCGAAAGCUUCUCGUAAGUCGAUGCGGCGAAACUUUCCGAUGCCUUUUUCCCGCGCGUUCGUAUUCUUCGAUUGGUUUAUCCUUUUUCGUUAGGGAGGGGGAAGAUCUUUAUUUUUCUAUGGAAAUAUCGUGGACUUCCUUCGAAGUUUCCAGAGAUAUAAGCUGGUGUCGCAGCACCGUUGCACAACUUCUUUUUUUUUUUUCUCUUCUCUUUUACUUUUUCUUUGACUCGAAAGCGGUCGUAUCGUAUUCCGCGUCAUUUUGAUUGCUUUCUCAUUUCUGUUUUUUCUUUUUCGGGUCAAGCACGAGGCACGAUCGAGACGUACUUUGAAUCGAUUCGUACGAUAGGUUCGUCGCGCACAUUGCCUUCUAUUUUUCGCGAAAGCACUUUCUUAAGAAUAAGAGAAACGUAUGUACGUGCGAGGAAGCGUCGGCGACGCGAACAACGAUCUUAAUUCCUCGCGAAUUUUAUUCUUACGAAGUUAAUACUCGAAGCUCUUUGCACCUUUUCGUCGUAUAAAGACUGACGCGCGUGUUCUCUGGGAAUUUCACAUUGCAACAGAUAUCACGUACAUUCCAACUAUCAUCGACUUUUCCUUUUUCACUUCCGUCCUUCCGUAGAACUAUAUAGCGUGACCGGGACCUUCGAUGACCGUUGACACUUAAAUAUACUAUUUGUAAGGAAAGAAAGUUUCGCGUCCCGUACUCGGGUCCAUCGUAAAUCAUUCGUUCUCGUUACAGCUGUGCGAUACGAAAAUGUAGUUACCAACAUUUCGAUGCUACGCGACAUACGUAUUCACGAAUCGUCAGACGACGUAAUCGCGAUAUCUGUGCGAGGAACGACACAACUCGAAAACGAAUUUUGCAUCUCCAUUCGUCUCGAAUUCCUUCGACGAAGUUCCACGACGACACUUUAUAAUAAUAUCGAGAAAAAAGAAAGCCGACCGACGAAGAGAAGGCUUUAGCCGGCGAUCGAAUUUUUCAAGGCAAUCACAGUUUAGCGACGACGCGUGAUCACUGUAUGCCAAUUAACCUUUUAUAUUUAUUGUCUGUACUAAUAAACAUAGUGACGUACGUAAUUCACUAUUACCGUGUGGUGCGGCCGUGUGGUGCGUAGAGUAUCCAUGCGUAUCAAAUCAAAUCGUAAUCGUAGCAGUGAAACGUUAUGUAAGACACAGUGUCCAGGUGCUUCUUGCUCCGAAUGCUGGUGCGUACUGAGACUUCUAUGUAGGAUUUAAGAAGCAUGAAAUUUAAUAAGGAAAAAAAUAAAUAAAUAAAUAAUUAACAAGUUAAAGGAAUAAACGUAUUAUAGAACGUGAAUUUUAGAGAGAACCGUCGACUAAGUAUUCAUUGUCAUGUUUGAAAGGAACGAUUGUAAAAAUAUGAGAAACGAUCUCGCGCGUACUCGCGGCGAAUCGUAAGAAAUGCCUGUCGAGGUCUCCGUAUGGACCAGUCCUCCCUAUCGACUAACAAGGAAAACGGAACAGAACGAAAGAAAAGAAAAAGGCGUGAUUCCGCGAGUGAACAUGUUUGAUGUACCAUUGUAAUCGCUCCUCCGAUGCACUCUCCAUUUUUUUGCCUCGACGCAGGUCAUUGCUCUUAAUUGGAUCCAAUUACGUUCCACCGACAUGACAAGAAACACACGGUAGAACAUACACAGAAAACAUGAGAUACACUUAAACUUAGAAUUAAUGGAUUAAAAAAUCGGGCCCGCCGACCAAGCGCAGUCCGCAGACUUGUCUUGUUAACUACUGUAGUUAUAUAGUUCUAUACAUACAUAUUUAUAUAUACAUAUAUAUAUAUAUAUAUACCAUUGGCGAGCAGUGAAUUUUGGGGGAGGGGGUCGUGUUUUGCGGUGCUAGAGGAUUACGAGCGACUCUGUUUCUUUUGCUUUUUCAUCGGGAUUUUCGAAACGAUGUUCGUUUGAGUCAAACGUACGUUUAUCACGAUGUCGGAAGAAAAAUGGACAUCGACUAUGCGCGCGCGCGCGUCCAACACGCUCUAUAAAACUCGUGUUUGAGUAAUUGAUUGAUUGUAUACAACGAUCGACGGAACGUCGAUCUUUCCUCCCCUUAAUUUUUCAUUCGUUCCUCUCGUUACAAAUAUUUGUAGGAUUUCUUCCGUAAGGAAAGAACGCAUCUUCCAUAUCGUAUACUUUAUAAACGAUCGAUCGAUCAGUCGUACUUCCUCGUAGUUAGUUAAUCAUGAUUAGAGAAAAAGAGAGAACGUUAUUAGAUCUGCGAUGAUGUUUUUUUUUUUUUUUAAUGUCCACGCCGUUUAACAAGCGAUUUGGUAGGACGGUGUUCGAUGACGGAAACAUAGGCAGCUAACGAAGAGUUUCCUGAAAGCAUUGCUUCUGCAUGGUGUAUACAUAUUAUAGACAUAUAAAUAUAUAUAUAUAUAUACAUACAUAUAUAUAUAUAUAUAUAUUAAAUUAGAGUUAUAGAUUUUGUACAAACGUAUGCGUUGCCACGGUCUCGCUCGAGCGAGCACGAUGCCCGCCUAAGCUGCAUUGUACAACCCCCUCUCCCUUCCAUGUUGGUUUAAAAGCGCGUUAAAUAUAUUAUUUGGUUUAACGAUUACGAACGAAAGGUGAUUGCUCUUUAAAUAAAGCCAAUUGACGCACCUA
Vespula pensylvanica (western yellowjacket) is the source of this 6381-nucleotide messenger RNA. RefSeq names its product caskin-2 (gene ckn). Gene Ontology annotation, cellular component: axon; focal adhesion. Gene Ontology annotation, biological process: cell surface receptor protein tyrosine phosphatase signaling pathway; axonogenesis. Lineage: Eukaryota; Metazoa; Arthropoda; Insecta; Hymenoptera; Vespidae. The transcript is spliced from 7 exons. The coding region runs from base 884 to 3319 and encodes 811 amino acids. Gene Ontology annotation, molecular function: signaling adaptor activity; protein phosphatase binding. The record is from RefSeq and is a predicted model, not a curated record.